This is a messenger RNA of Culex pipiens pallens (northern house mosquito), 3146 nucleotides long. It is a transcript of the gene Pax, whose product is annotated as leupaxin. The coding region runs from base 532 to 2229 and encodes 565 amino acids. The record is from RefSeq and is a predicted model, not a curated record. Gene Ontology annotation, biological process: muscle structure development; actin cytoskeleton organization. Gene Ontology annotation, cellular component: filamentous actin; adherens junction; Z disc. Lineage: Eukaryota; Metazoa; Arthropoda; Insecta; Diptera; Culicidae. The transcript has 9 exons. Gene Ontology annotation, molecular function: actin binding; muscle alpha-actinin binding.
UUAUCUCAAAGCGAGCUGAAGAAGAGCUGUGAACCUGAAGAUGCGGAAGACGCGGAAAAUUAUUGGCCACGGCGGCUGAACUGAACUCUGUGGACUGCCAACGGCGAAGAAGAUCACUCGAAGACCGUGACUUGAGUCAAGAGUCUCGUGCUAUUCAGCCAAGAAGACGACACGCCGGUGACGAUCGUACGGCAAGGUUUGAUGAAUUUUUCGGGGAAACUAUUUUUAGGCAAGUUUGAUUGUGCGGUAUAGAGAAGAACCUUAAGUUAAUUCAUUAAAUGACGGUGCGGAAAUAAUUUAUGGCGGAUAAAAAGGUGCAUUAGUGUGUUGUAGAGAGUAGGGUGAGUAAAUUAAAAUUCGUGCCGUGAAAAGUGAGAAACCGUGAGCGUGAAGAACUUGUGGGUCGUAAUGUUUAGAGUGGCGACUUGAGUGAAAAAAAAGUGAAGAGAACUACUACCAGGAGUGGGGCGUCGAACGAAAUUUGAUUGGUCAAGGAGCUGUGGUGGACGGCGUCCGUCGGUGGCGUCGGUGAUGGACAGGACGUGCUACGGCAAGUGGGACCCCGGAGCGAGGCAACCGUACCGGUGUACGCUGCGGGAGCGCGGAAUUGCGCCAGGAUAUGCUCUACUCGCUGACCUGCAGAACACGGUGCCGGGACAGCAUCAACACGUUGGAGGUGGUGGCUCGUCGGUCCCUGGCUAUGGCAGCUUGAACGGCGUGCGGAACAAACAGACUUCGAGUCCGCAAGCAGCCUACCAGACGUCCUCGACGAAAACCAUCACAGAGACACGUGGCGCGAACGGGUACGGCAAUGGUUCCCUGCCGCGGUCCACCACGCCCCAUCACAACAACUCGCUGCCCCGGUCCAGCACACCGCAGCAGCAGAAACUGCCCGGAUCCGCCUCCGGAAACCUGUCCGAGCUGGACUCGCUGCUGCAGGACUUGAGCAGCGCUCGCUACGGAAAUAUCGCGGAGAAGCAUCCUCCCAACAAUGGAACCACUAGUCCCUCGCCGUAUGCCAUCAACGACUCCAUCAAGCGGCCCUCGGUCGAUAGUCUGCUGGACGAGCUGAGCAAUGCCAACCAGAAUCCGAUCUAUGCGGUUCCUUAUGGCAAUCAAUCGCCCAACCCGACCCAACCUGGUCGGCAGGUUACGAUUACCGUGCGGGAAACGACUACGGAAAAACUGACCGGAACGCCGAGUGCCAACUAUCAGAACCAGAUGUACCAACAGCAGCUCGCCCAGAACGAGCAGGGCAACUACACGUCGUCCGCCACCAAGGAGCUGGACGAUCUGAUGGCAUCACUGUCCGAUUUCAAGAUCACCGCCGGAUCGCAGCAGCUCCAGUCGACGGUGACGGAUUACGCGAAGCCGAACCAGGGUAUCGCGCACUACCAGAGCACGCUGACCACGGUUACGACGACCGAGCAGUUGCCUCCGCCGAACGACCAGUUGGACUCUAUGCUUGGGAAUCUGCAGGCCGACAUGAGCCGCCAGGGUGUGAACACGACCCAGAAGGGAUGCUGCAACGCGUGCGACAAGCCGAUCGUCGGCCAGGUCAUUACGGCCCUGGGCAAGACCUGGCAUCCGGAACACUUUACGUGCAACCACUGCUCGCAGGAGCUGGGCACGCGCAACUUCUUCGAGCGGGACGGCAACCCGUACUGCGAGACGGACUACCACAACCUGUUUAGUCCGCGGUGCGCGUACUGCAACGGGCCGAUUUUGGAUAAAUGCGUCACGGCGCUCGAGAAGACCUGGCACACGGAGCACUUCUUCUGUGCCCAGUGCGGCCAGCAGUUUGGCGAGGACGGGUUCCACGAGCGCGACGGCAAGCCGUACUGCCGCAACGACUACUUCGACAUGUUCGCGCCCAAGUGCAACGGGUGCAACCGGGCCAUCAUGGAGAAUUACAUUUCCGCGCUCAACAGCCAGUGGCAUCCGGACUGUUUCGUGUGCAGGGACUGCCGUCAGCCCUUCUUUGGCGGUUCAUUUUUCGACCACGAGGGUCUGCCGUACUGCGAGACCCACUACCACGCCAAGCGGGGAUCGCUGUGCGCGGGUUGCUCCAAGCCCAUCACCGGACGGUGCAUCACGGCCAUGUUUAAGAAAUUCCACCCGGAGCAUUUCGUGUGCGCCUUCUGCCUGAAGCAGCUGAACAAGGGCACCUUCAAGGAGCAGAACGACAAACCCUACUGCCACCAGUGCUUCGACAAGCUGUUUGGAUAAAUCGGGCGACGUGUGAGCGUGCUGUGUGUGCGUGUGCAGGUGUGUUUCUGUAUGUGUGGGAAUAUUUCUUCGUUUUCCUACGUGUUUCUUCUUUUCUAUACUUUAUGUGUCCCACUGUCUCUUCCAUAUCUGAACCAUAGGCAAAGUAUUUCAAUUGAUUGUCCGUUCGAAUCGGGUCGUUUAGAUUACACAUUGUUUAUCCAUAAUUUCUGUUCAACUCUGUUCUUAUUGAAAUGUUUACUUAACAGUAGCGAUAAACAAUUUCCAGCAAGAGCCCCACUCUUCUAGUUAUUUAAUUCUAUUGCACUAUUUCUGGGCAGCAGCACUCAGAGUACAGAUAAACUGUAUAAUCUAACUUUUAGCUUAACUUUGCGCAAUACGACGGUCAGCCAUGUAUCGCCACCGUACGGCAUGAAAACUGAUGCAAUGUAUAACCUAUCAAGUAUUUAACAAUUUCGACGUAGCCGAUCGUGAGUUUUCAAACAGCAGUCAAUCUAGAGCGAAAACGUUGUAGCAAAAUCUAAUAACGAAAAAUCUCCAAAAACUGAAAGUGUUUGGAAAAGCAAAAAAAAAAGAGAGUUGAUAACACAAGACGACGAAUAACGUUUAAAACUAUCCAAAGUUCAAAAUUACAAAACAAAAUAAAAAAAACUGAAAAUUUACAAUUAUUGAAACGUUUGAUCGAUGCAGCACAAAACGAAUCUUUACAACAUAGAGCAAACACAGAUGAUAUUUAGAAAGAUCGCCCCCCGUAUUACAUCCUUUAGCAAACACCUUUUGAAAUCCGCCAACAGUGUAGCCAAUAUAUGGAAUAGACGAUUAUUACUCGCUAACAGUUUAGAAUAAACAGCAACAGCAAAAAAAACCCGUCUUAAAGGAAGCGUUCCAGAAACGGUCACCGGUCAUUGGAAACUAAA